ACUUUAAGAUGUUUUCUUCACGUGCUUCACUUAAAAGUAGUAAUUUAGCAAGCCUUUAUAAAAUACACACUACCACCGUGCACCGUCGAAUUGAGCAGCACUUGAAAGGGAUGGGUAAGGUAAAGUGUUUGGAGUGUCCUGAAGUGCGUGGGAAAAAAGGCAGACAAGUGGAAUUCCUCCCACCCUGAUGACGGUUGCUUAUCAGCUGACGAGUGCCGGCGAUGUGAAUGGGAUAUAAAAAAGGUCUAACGUUCUGGCAAAAUCGUUCCUUUACCCCAAAGCACAUCCAUCAAGAUGGUUCGUUGUUCAGUUGUGGUUUGUCUGGUUUUGGUUGCGCUGGUUGGGUCGGUACUGUCCGUACCAAUCUGGAACCGCAUCGUCGGUGGCCAGUUGGCGGAAGACACUCAAAUGCCGUACCAGAUUGCGCUCUUUUACAACGGUAUAUUCCGGUGCGGUGGUUCGAUUAUUGGCAAGCGUCUCGUCCUGACGGCGGCCCACUGCGUCAAGGAAGGUGAUAUCGUUCUUGAUGCCGAACAGUUUGCCGUUCACGCCGGGUCAGCACGCUUGAAUGCCGGAGGUCAUCUGUUCGAGGUCCAAGCGGUGUACCCGCACGAGCGCUACGGGUUCUUUCAGAACGAUAUCGCCGUGCUGAAGAUGAAAGAGUCGUUUCACUUUGACAAGUACAUCCAGCCGAUCGAGCUGAUGGAUGAGGAGGUUCCGCUUGGCAGCGAAGUGGUGAUUUCUGGAUACGGACGCGUAGGCAGUAACCAGCCUACCUCGGCCUCGCUGCUGUACACAUCGAUGUUUGUGGUGGACGAUGAAAACUGUCAUGGCGUCAGUCCGGGUCUGAUUUGCAUCGACAAGGAGGGUAGCUACGGUGCGUGCAAUGGAGAUUCUGGUGGUCCGGCCGUAUACGCUGGAAAGUUGGUCGGUGUGGCCAAUUUCAUCAUUGACUUCUGUGGUGGAGACCAUGCCGAUGGUUAUGCGAAAGUGUCGCACUAUCUUGACUGGAUUCAUCAAUUCUUGGAGUAAAGGGUCAAACGGUGAAUGAGAAAAUGGUACGAUUGACACAAGGGAGUUCGUUCGAGGUGGGAGGAAUAAAUUGUAACUUUGGUGAAGAA
Anopheles funestus (African malaria mosquito) is the source of this 1121-nucleotide messenger RNA. RefSeq names its product serine protease SP24D-like. Gene Ontology annotation, molecular function: serine-type endopeptidase activity. Lineage: Eukaryota; Metazoa; Arthropoda; Insecta; Diptera; Culicidae. Gene Ontology annotation, biological process: proteolysis. The coding region runs from base 295 to 1032 and encodes 245 amino acids. The record is from RefSeq and is a predicted model, not a curated record. The transcript is spliced from 2 exons.